AUGGUGCAUCUUGCUCCUGUCUCCGCGUCCAUCGCCGCGGAGGAAACGGCGGCACUCUACAUUGAUACAGUCUUUCGUCACCAUGGUAUACCGACUACGAUUGUGUCAGACCAAGACAUCCGCCUUUCGAUGGUUGAACAGAGCGGGUUCAUCGUGUGCUGGAGAGGUUUGCGCAGUUACGCUACACCUUACACGACAUGGAGCGCAUUUCUCCCCAUGACCGAGCUCGCUCCCAACAAUGCUGUCCACGCUUCGACUGAUUUAACAUCCUUCUACGUGAAGAGCGCACGUCAUCCACUCAACUAG
This is a messenger RNA of Peronospora belbahrii, 306 nucleotides long. The record is from the annotation of a GenBank genome assembly. NCBI's taxonomy places the organism in Eukaryota, Oomycota, Peronosporomycetes, Peronosporales, Peronosporaceae.